AGCGGGAAAGGGGCAAUACUAAUGUGCACAACCCGGGCUUGAAUCUCAAUUCCCCCCAUCCUUUCGCCCCCCAUUCUUCCAGCCUUCCUUCCAUUCCCCGUCCCGCCGCCGCUUGCCCCGACCCGCUCGACUCCGGCCUCCGUAGCCUCGGAGGAAGCGGGUUCCCCCUCGGCGCCGCCGGAUCCCUAUCGUCCCCACCGAGGCAGGCACGCUUGCCGCAUCCACGGGGAAGGAUCUCGGUUCUCUCGCGGGCGGCGUUCUCCCCCGACGGCCACCGGCGUGAGAUUCGUCCUCCUGGUGGAGCAGAAGAUUGUCCGCUGAAGGGGAUACGUUGAGGAAUGCCCCGUUGUUCCUGAUCCGGCGGCUGCGAGAACCGAAAUCCCCUCGAGUCCGCGAUCUUAGGCCAACCGCCGCCAAUCCCCACAAUGGAAGGCGGCGGCGUGCUUCUCGGUGUCGCCCGCUCCGAAGCCCCCGGUGGCGACGGCGCCGUGGCGCGCGACGGGUCGGAGCAGUCGCAGAUGCAGGUCGACGGUCCUGUCGUGCUUAACCGAUCUGCAGAGCUCGAACCGAGCGUCGCCAUGGAUAUCGACGAUGGCCCCACUCGGGGCUCGAACCAAGCGGUGCCGGCCACGGGAUCUCCCGCUACGCUGACGGAAACCAUCGUACAAGUGCAGAAGCAGUUGAAGCGGAAGAGGGCUUCGAACGGGCCGGUGAUUGCUGCCGCUGAGAAGGAUGCUCUUGUCGCUGGGUGCCGGCAGGAGCUCGCAGGCUUGUUCGAGUACUACAAGGAGGUUUCCGGCCACAGGCUGCAGCUCGAUGGUGGCAAUCUGUCGAGUAACGCGAUGAUUGGGUGCUUGCUGGAGGAGAGAAAUCUUGGGCUAUCCAAGCUGGUGGACGAGACAUAUGAGAAGCUGAAGGAAUCAGAGGCCAUCUCGGUGGCUUCAGUCCGCAGUUCUGUGCUGCUCAUUGGGCAGAGGAUGAUGUACGGGCAGUCUAGCCCUGAUGCUGAUGUAUUGGAGGAUGAAUCAGAGCUGUCUCUUUGGUGCUGGGAGGUAAGAGAUUUGAAGUUGAUGCCUGUGAGAAUACGCAGUUUUUUAACUGCACGAAGAACUGCCAGAAAGAAAAUCCAUGAGAGGAUCACUGCUAUCUAUUCAACUUUGUCAGUUCUGGAAUCUCCAGGAGCUGAAGCUCAAGUGAACGAACUUAGAAAAAUCUCAAUAAAAUUAAGCAAAGCACUGAACUUGGAAGGGAUCAGAUCAAUGGUAGAAAGGGUGUCACAAAAGAACAGCACUCAACGGGAUGCAAAAGAUGUAGAACCGACAGCUAAUCAGUCAAUGCAGGAAGUGGUGAAAAAUGAUGAAAAUAUUGCCACCGUAGAGAGUGUGAAUGGCUCUGAGUUGCCACAUGGAAACACUCCUGCUAAUGAAAAGUUAACGCAGAAAAUGCAAAAACAAGUUGAGAAGGAAAUAAAACGUCAGGAGAAAGAAGAACAUCAUAUGAUGAAACAACAAAAGAAAGCGCAAGAACAGGCGCUUAGAGAACAAAAAAGAUGUGAAAAAGAAGAAGCUGAAGCUAAGAAGCGACAAAGGAGGCAGGAAGAGGAAUCACUGAAAGAACAGAAGCGACGUGAAAAGGAAGAAGCUGAAAUGAGGAAACAACAAAAGAGGCAGCAAGAGGAAGCUGAGAAAGAACAGAAACGUCUUGAUAAAGAAGCUGCACAACUCAAGAAGCAGCUGACCAUUCAGAAGCAAGCUUCUUUGAUGGAGCGUUUUUUGAGAAGUAAGAAGGACGGUGAAAAACUUGAUAAAUCUGGAGAGAAAGACUCAGGUGCACGCAAUGUUGAUCCAUGCACCACCAGCUUAGAGAUGGUAUCAGCUGCUACAUCAUUAAUUGAUUCUUCCUUCUCUCUGAAAGAGAACUGGACUUUGGAGUAUCUUCAGAGGUUGCAGAUCAGCAGUUGGCAAAAGUUAUCAAGAUAUAACAGGUCCUCCAGGUGGGGUAUCAGAUGCAAACCUAAGAAGGAGGCAUUUAAAGAGCUCAAGCUUCAAAAGACCUCAGAUGACAUGCUUGAUGAAAUAAAUUCUACUCCAAGUGAAGAUACCUGCCACAACUCAAGUCAAGAAAAUGAAUCAAAUAAGAUAGUAAAUGAUGUCGAUAUGGUUCCGACCAGUGAGAUGCAAUGUCAUGUCACUGCCAAUGCUAAUUCUGUGCCAGCUAGACUAAUAAAGAGAAAGCUUCUGCAAUUUGCCAAAAGUAACAGGCCAGCCUAUUAUGGGACUUGGAGGAAAAAAAGUGCUGUUGUUCGUCCAAAGUGUCCACUUAAGAUGGACCCUGAUCUUGAUUAUGAAAUUGAUAGUGAUGAUGAAUGGGAAGAGGAGGAUCCUGGUGAGAGUCUUUCUGACUGUGAGAAGGACAAUGAUGAGGUUAUGGAGGAAGAUUCUAAGAUUACUGAUGAUGAAGAAGAAGAUAGCUUUGUUGUGCCUGAUGGUUACCUCUCCGAUAAUGAGGGGAUUCAGAUAGAAAGUCUAUUGGAUGAUAAGGAUGAUGAUGCAAGUAGUUUGCCACCCAGCCAUUGUCCAGAAGUCGAGGAAUUCAGAACUUUGCUACGCCAGCAAAAAGUGCUUAACAAUUUAACCGAACAGGCUCUCCGUAAGAGCCAACCUUUAGUAAUAUCCGACUUAACUCAUGAAAAAGCUGAAUUAUUAACCGCUGGGGAUCUCAAGGGAACGUCUAAGGUUGAGCAGCUUUGUCUACAAGUUCUUUCAAUGCGUAUCUGUCCUGGAGGUUCAGUUGCCGAUGCACCAGUCGAUGACAGUUCAUUUGCAACUGCUGAAGAAACCAACCAGUUGAAUGUAAAAAGUAGUCCUGCCGCUGGAUCUGCUAUACUGGAUACCGAUCUACCAGAAAUUGUUGGGGUAAUACGGUCAAAUAGAGAUGGUAUCAACAAGCUGGUUGAGUUACUGCAUCAGAAGUUUCCAAGUGUCUCGAAGAUACAACUGAACCGUAAAGUGAGGGAGAUAUCUGACUUUGUUGAUAACCACUGGCAGGUGAAGAAAGAGGUUCUUGCCUAUCUGGGCUUAAAUUCCUCACCUGAGAAUCUUCCUGAGAAGAUGAAACGAAUAGCCAAUAGUACACCGAAGACGAAAGGAAUAUCAAGGUACUUCUCAAAGCGGUGUUUACCUCCAGAAGAGGUCAUCAACGCCCUAGCAUCUUCACCUUAACUCCGUUUGAAAUCAAAAACUGCUCAAGGUGGCACCGGUGUUCCUGAAGUUGAUCUGUUCCCCUCGUCACAGUGAUGGUCUUAACAAGCUGACUCUGAAAGCGUCUUCCUCAUUCUGUCCAUGGCUUAGGCGAAAAAAAGGUGGUCCAUGGAUGAGCAAAACAAGCAGAAGCUACUAGCUAGGCAAUAAUGGUGUAUGCGAUCUCCUCCAAGUAGUACAUGCAUUUUGACAGGUUUCUUGGUUUAUGGACAGAGUGAAGUGUUGAUGUAUCCACUUCUUAAUGGACCCGUUCUGACAGUUAUGCUGAUAAUGUUUUUCUCUCUGCAUGCGGCUGCAAUUCAUGUGCUAUCCUUGUAGACCUGCCAUUUCUUUUGUUUUUUCAUUCGCCUCAACAAAUCUUGUAAUUUAGCGUGUCCGAUCUUGUGAUACUCACUAGCACAAAUCUUAAUGUGACUGGCUGUUGGAUGAGCUAAA
Molecule: messenger RNA, 3695 nt
Organism: Brachypodium distachyon (stiff brome)
Lineage: Eukaryota; Viridiplantae; Streptophyta; Magnoliopsida; Poales; Poaceae
Product: chromatin assembly factor 1 subunit FSM
Exons: 13
Coding region: 426-3221 (931 amino acids)
Biological process (GO): nucleosome assembly
Cellular component (GO): CAF-1 complex; nucleus
Source: RefSeq, a predicted model, not a curated record